This is a messenger RNA of Knipowitschia caucasica, 1542 nucleotides long. Lineage: Eukaryota; Metazoa; Chordata; Actinopteri; Gobiiformes; Gobiidae. The record is from the annotation of a GenBank genome assembly.
AUGCUUUUAUCUAAUUUCCUGUUUUUCUCACUGCUUUUACGAUGCACAGCGCAAAAGAGAAACGUGCUUCUUAUAAUCGCUGACGAUGCCGGUUUUGAGACUGAAGUGUACAAUAACUCAGUGGUGCACACUCCAAACCUGCGCACUUUGGCCAAACGCAGUCUGCUCUUCAAUAACGCCUUCACGUCCGUCAGCAGCUGCUCGCCCAGUCGCUCCUCCAUCCUCACUGGACUCCCACAACACCAGAAUGGCAUGUAUGGCCUUCAUCAGGGAGUCCAUCAUUUCAACUCUUUUGAUGGAGUGCAAAGCCUGCCGCUGCUUCUCAGUAAAGCCGAUGUACACACUGGAAUUAUAGGUAAGAAGCAUGUUGGACCAGGGUCUGUCUACCCGUUCGAUUUCGCCUACACAGAAGAGAACAACUCAGUGCUUCAAGUCGGAAGAAACAUCACUAGAAUCAAACUUUUGGUGCGAAAGUUUUUCCAGACACAUAAAGAGAAAGCACAGAAAAGGGAGCCUGGACAAAAAGACAGGUCCUUUUUUCUCUAUGUGGCAUUCCACGACACGCACAGGUGUGGACACUCACAGCCUCAGUUUGGUGCUUUCUGUGAGAAGUUUGGAAAUGGAGAAAAGGGAAUGGGCAGGAUCCCUGACUGGACACCACAGCUCUAUACCCCAGAUCAGGUCAAGGUCCCUACUUUUGUUCCAGACACACCGGCAGCUCGAGCCGACUUAGCGGCUCAGUACACCACCGUGAGCCGGCUUGACCAGGGCAUAGGUCUGGUUUUGCAGGAGCUCCGAGAAGCUGGUUACGACAACGACACUUUGAUCAUCUACAGUUCAGAUAAUGGCAUCCCGUUCCCAAAUGGAAGGACUAACCUGUACCGGUCCGGGACGGCAGAGCCCAUGCUGGUGUCGUCCCCAGAGCACAGGCAGCGCUGGGGGCAGAGCAGUGCGGCCUAUGUGAGCCUGCUGGAUAUUACCCCCACUGUUUUGGACUGGUUUUCUGUCCCGUACCCAUCCUACAGCCUUCCCAGCAGCCCCUCUGCUCCAGUCCACCUCACAGGACGCUCUUUACUCCCUGCUCUGAUCACAGAGCCCAGAACAUGGGACACAGUGUUCGCCAGUCAGUCUCUACAUGAAGUGACGAUGUUCUAUCCAAUGCGCUCUGUCCACCAGGGGGCCUACCAUCUUCUUCACAACCUCCACUAUCGUAUGCCCUUUCCCAUUGACCAGGACUUCUACGUGUCUCCCACCUUUCAGGACAUCCUAAACCGGACGCAGGCUGGAGAAACCACUCACUGGUUCAAAACUCUACAGCAGUAUUACUACAGGGAGCGCUGGGAGCUGUAUGACACCAGGUCUGAUCCUCUGGAGAUACAGAACCUGGCCUCUGACGUGGAGUACAGGCCUGUGCUGCUGAGCCUCAGGCAGCAGCUGCUCAAGUGGCAGUGGGCGACUGGAGACCCCUGGGUCUGUGGUCCCGACCAGGUCCUGGAGGAGAAGCUGGAGCCGCGCUGCAGACCACUCCACAAUGGGCUCUAA